AUGGCGACCUCGCUGCUUCCCUCGGGGGGGAUUGCCCUCUUCGGCGCCCCGGACAGCGAAAUCGGCUCGAGGGUAGCCAAAACCACGCCCAUCCAGGCAAUGCAGGUGGACAUGGCACAGGACAUUGUCGACGAGCUUCUCGAGAGCGUACGGAGCGGGAAACCCCCACAGAUCCUCUUCGGACGCACGCCUCAACUCAAAUGCGGCGACAAGACCCUUACUCUGCAGUCGGCCUCCGAGACCACCAGGAACGAAUUGUACCACUCCAGCGGGACUGGUAGCGACGACGACGACCUCGAGUUCACCAGCUUGGUCAAACACAGCCUCGUUGUGCAUAAGGCGGAAAAUGUGACUGCUGGGGUGGAUUCGGCGUUGGAGCAGCUGAAGAACAGCAUGGCGGCUGUGAAAGAGAUGAAGGAAGCCAACAAGACUGUCGUUGGCGAAAUGCGUAAUGCAGGACACCGCCGCGUCCCUUCAAAAGGCUUCAUGCCGAGCCAUCUCGCUCCUUCCGGCACCGGGUCGCCGCUACUCAGCGUGCCUUCCUCGCCGAUGACGAAAAGACCACCCACAUCGCAACCCGGUGGCGCAAAUCAGGCAAUUCUCACUGCUCUCCGCGUUCCUCUCAUUCACCUGCUUGCUAUGCAGCCGGCCAAAGACUCUCACCUGGCCCAAACAUGUCGGACCUCGGUAGCAAACAUUCGAGAUCUCCUGCCCAAGAUCGCCAAACACACCGCAGAUGACGCAGAGAAGUGGCAGCUUACUGACAAGUCUUUCCGUGAAAUCGACCCUUACAGAUUCCCCUACAAGAGUCAGGGAGACCGAGAGCAGGCCAUCAACAGUGCCAUCAAGUCGUUCGACCGCCUGCGAUUGUCAAAGGAGGACAAGCUUUGGCAGAUUCUCUUGCCACGUGACGAGCGAGGACAGGGCAAGUGCCUUUCACGCCUCAACGUAAAGGCCGUCGAGAAGCCUCAAAAGGCUACGACGCCGCUUCACAAGAUGUCCAAGUUGACGGAGAAGAAGCCCCCCGCGAAGAAAGCUGCUGAAAAGGAGGUCGAGAGGAAGGCGAAGGAUGUUGAAGCCAAACCGAAGAAGGCAGUCAAGGAGAGGGUUAUGAAGCCGUUGAGGGAACCUGCGCCAGCAAAGAAUUCACCGCUACCCGCGAAGAACUCACCUGCACCGGCUGCAACCUCAACGCCUAAACUUUCCGCCGCUGCUCCUUCUAAACGCACUGCUCCCACCGACGCCAACAAGAUCCGCCCGAAGAAAGCCGCGCCUGCCGCCGAAACUUCCUCUCCCCGCGUCAAGCCUAAGAUGGCCUCCCGCGAUCUUCACCAAAAUCGCCCCUUCAGGCCGACCAAACCUGUUAAUACCAAGCCCAAGAACCCGUCACCGCUGUCCGCCUCCCCGCCCGUCAAUGCUAGUGACUUUGAAGACAGCCACCCCGUUCACAAGGCCCUCUCUGGCGCUCCCUCUCCCGCAAAGAACCUGUCUGGCAACUCGGAUCGCUCACUUAAGCGCAAGGCGAACGACCUCAACAGCGACCUCCACAAUCACAACCUCGCCGUCAAAAAGCCUCACGUCGACCGCUCUACCCCUAACGGCACGCCCGCUGGCGCCAACGGUCGGCCAAACGGCAACACUCCCUCUACAACCAAUUCGCUCAAACGCCGGUCCGACGGCUCCUCUACCUCUUCCACACCAUCCACAAAAGUUCGCAAAGUCAACAACAUCGAUACCUCGCUUGCAUCUCGCUAUCCGCAAAGCACGCAGAUUUCCCCGGGCGACUCAUCGUCCUCCCAAACCUCUCCUACUGUACCUAGUCUCAGCUUCCGCCAGACCGUCGAGCUCAGUCAGAGGUUCCAGAAGUACUACAAGAAGUAUGAAGCUCUGUACUGGAAGUUGACCGAGUCGGCCACGCCUCCUACCCAGUCCCAGCGUGACGAUCUGCUCAAGAUGCACAAGAAGCUUGAAGAGAUGAAGCGAGAGAUCAAGGCUGGCGCCGGCGCGCACCGCUGA
Molecule: messenger RNA, 2016 nt
Organism: Didymosphaeria variabile
Lineage: Eukaryota; Fungi; Ascomycota; Dothideomycetes; Pleosporales; Didymosphaeriaceae
Exons: 3
Coding region: 1-2016 (671 amino acids)
Source: RefSeq, a predicted model, not a curated record